Pecten maximus is the source of this 697-nucleotide messenger RNA. RefSeq names its product O-phosphoseryl-tRNA(Sec) selenium transferase-like. The record is from RefSeq and is a predicted model, not a curated record. The coding region runs from base 95 to 682 and encodes 195 amino acids. Gene Ontology annotation, biological process: selenocysteine incorporation; conversion of seryl-tRNAsec to selenocys-tRNAsec. Gene Ontology annotation, molecular function: O-phosphoseryl-tRNA(Sec) selenium transferase activity; tRNA binding. Lineage: Eukaryota; Metazoa; Mollusca; Bivalvia; Pectinida; Pectinidae. The transcript is spliced from 5 exons.
CGAACUCGCCCCUAAGUAGAACUUGAGUUAUUGCGGGCCAGCUUGACGCCAGUGGAACACGUUUGAAGAAGAAAAACAGAAGCUGUCUGCUAAGAUGGACAGUGACUGCUAUAAACUUUGUGAGAAGUUGAUACCAGAAACGUAUGUACAGCAGGGACAACAAGCCAAACAAGUCCACCAGAACAAGAUCAGACAUCUUCUAGAACAGAAGAAGCUGCCAGAGGAGGGUUGGAGUGAUCUCACAAUUGAGAUCCUUCUCCAGGAAUUCUCGGUGAUGGAUAGUAACAAUUUUCCUGGAAAUUGUGGGGUUGGGGAAAGGGAAGCCAGAGUUUUCUCCCCUUUAGUGCUAAAGCGUCAUUACAAUUUUGGGCAUGGAAUCGGUCGAUCAGGAGAAAUCACAGCAAUACAACCAAAAGCAGCAGGAUCAAGUCUGAUAAUGAAAUUAGCCAACAGUUUGGCUCUGGACCUCAUCAGGCUGUGUGGUAUUCCAUCUGUUAAGAGCUGUUUUGUUGUCCCUAUGGCAACGGGAAUGAGUAUGGUACUCUCGAUGCUGACCUUCAGACAAAGUCGACCAGAUGCUAAGUUUGUCAUAUGGCCACGUAUUGACCAGAAGUCUUGCAUAAAGUCUAUCAUUACUGCAGGUAUAUCUUUCCCACUCAUUGGUCUUUUAAAUUCUUUUUGAGAUCAUUGUAAAUGA